UUUAUAUUAUGGCUGAGCCAUCUCGUAGUAUGGAAGAGAGACCCAGUACUCUUUUACAGUUACCGGAACACAUCAUACAGAAUGUGCUGUCAUAUCUCAGUUACCAUGAAAUAAGUGAAGCUCGUCGGGUGUGCCAGUACUUCAACCGCUGCUGUCAGGAAUUACUUACACAGGGCUUCAACCACAUCGACAAGUUUCAUGCACAGAUACAGAAGGAGGUGAAGUCCAAGUUGCCACGCCGGGAGUCGGAGCGACGGAACCACGAACUGUCCCGCCAUGUGGACAUCCUCUCAGCAGUGGAGACCAGGUUGUCGCUGCUGUCCAUGACCUACUCCAAGUACAUAGACCAUGGUCUCUGUUGCUUCAUCCCGGGCAAGGUUUUGGAUGAGCUGUUCACACUCCUCAAGAAGUUGCAGGAGAAGAAGUCACAGCCUCCCAGAGCUCAUGAGUUCUUGCAGGAGCUCCGUGACAUCUCCUCCAUGGCUAUGGAACACUUUGAAGAACACAUCAUCCCAGCACUCAAACAACAGCUGCCUGCAGGCUCUCUCUCACUUGCCCUGCCAGAUCCAUUCUCUCCAGACCAAGGCUCCUCAUCCUCCAUGGUCCACUUCUCAACGCCCAUGCGUAUGCCGUCAUUGCGGCAGGAGCUCCUGCGUCUGCAGCAUCAGAUGCGUGUGCAAAGUGGUAGUGUGCUGUCAUACAAGAAGGAGCUGACAGAACAGAAGAACAAGAUGGUAGAGCAGCGGAAGAUCAACAUGGAGCAGGAGAAGAAACUGCAGGAACAGGAUCGCAAACUGCAGGAACAGACUCGAAUCAUAUCUGAGCAGAACAUCCGCAUUGAUAGACUUGAGAACUCCAUCAGUGACUUGGACAACAGACUUGCCACAAUGUACAACCAAGUGAGUGGUGGCAGUGCUAACAUGGACAGCAAUGUGAAGAGUGACCAGCCUCAUGGUCCCACACACAGGACCAACAGGAGAAAGUGUGGGAAGUCAAACCAGGAGGUACAGAUGACGACAAUCAAAACCCGCCCGAAGAGGAAGCAAGCAUGUGAACUUAAUGAAGAGGACUGUGGAAGAGGCAAAGUCAAAAGCCUGAAGAGAAAGAAAUAUUGACAACUGUGAUAAAGUGGGAAGGAAGUGAAAAGAGUGAAACAAUAAAUCUGGAUAUGCAAGACUGUACUAUGUGACAUAAUACAUACAGGUUGAUCUUGGUUUUAUUAAACUUGCAACUAGUAAACAAGCAAAAUCUGAUUUUAAGAAAUUCAUUUAUAAUGGUCUUUCAAAGAAACAGGUGAAAAUUGUGUCAUUUGUGUAUGAGACAAUGAAGUGAAGAUGUCAUGGAGCUGUCUCCCAGUGCAUGUAUUGUUUCAUCUGGAGUUGAGAGUGUUGCUGUUGCCUAUUUAGCACAUAGGCGGAUCCAGAGGGGGGGUGCAGGGGUGCGCACCCCCCUUUUGUGCUGAAUGUUUGUUAAAUGACCAUUGAAACUCGGGUGAAAAUAAAGUGUGCACCCCUCCUUUUCUCAAUAGUGUCACCCCCCCUUUCUCAAAAAGCUGUAUCCGCCCCUGUAGCAUAUGAGGUGUUAGUGUAUAGAGGCAAAGGUGAAGCCUCACAGGCCGAGUGUGAGCUUCACAGGUUGAGUGUGAACCUCACAGGUCAAGUGUGAGCCUCACAGGUCGAGUGUGAGCUUCACAGGUUGAGUGUGAGCCUCACAGGCCGAGUGUGAGCCUCACAGGUCGAGUGUGAGCCUCACAGGCCGAGUGUGAGCUUCACAGGCCGAGUGUGAGCCUCACAGGCCGAGUGUGAACCUCACAGGCCGAGUGUGAGCCUCACAGGUCGAGUGUGAGCCUCACAGGCCGAGUGUGAACCUCACAGGCCGAGUGUGAACCUCACAGGUCAAGUGUGAGCCUCACAGGUCGAGUGUGAGCCUCACAGGCCAUCUUAUGCAAAGAAAGUAAUUCCAUACACAACUAAAUGUAGUAUCAUAAUGUGUCACAGUCACCAAACAUUCUGUCGUGAUGUAAUUAUCAGGGAGACACCCCCUCAAGUCUACUUCAUGUAACUUCAGUUGAUUCAAUUGAUAAAGAAUAAAUGGAACUUGAGUGAAGUGUCUGUUAGUUUAGGGCAAAUCUGUUUAUACUGUAAGAUUAAAGAUCGGGCAGAGUACUAGUUUGCUUCAUGAUGUUUACAGACAUUGUCUACUAGUACGAAGUAUUUCUCAUCAUCCAUUACUAUCCAAGUUGUAACUGAUGAGACAGUGGAAGAAGGUGAUUUCAACCUUCAGAUUGUAUGCAUGGACAGUGAUUCGGUGACUAUUGAAGGGACAGAAUGUUGACAGUUCUGUAUUUUUAAAUCAGAAAUGAAUUUUCUCCAGAUUUAGUUCUCAGACCAAAACACCAGUGCCCAAACAGCACAGCCAACAUCAUUACAUAGAGUAAACUGGCUUCAGACUGGAUUUUUUAUUAGAAUAUUAAAUAUUGUGUUUUUCUGAGGGAUGAGUUAUAAAAUACUCAUUGUCAACUUGAUUAUAUUUGAAGCCAGUAACUCUUGUAACCAAAGUAUCUAUCGCAGAGCACAUCUUACAGUUCACAGUCCUUCAAUGUGCUUUUCAUAAAUUUCAUUUUGGGCAAGUUUUGAUGAAUAUAUACGCUAUGAAACGUUUCAUUGAGAAAAUAUCCUUAUACGUGAAAAACUAUUUCCAUUUGUGUAGUUAUCCUCCACAUACUGUCAUCAAACCCCGUCAGAGAGCUUGCAGUGUGGUCACUUAUAUAUGUAAAGGUAUAUUGCCACGCACCUCACUGUCACAGAUGUAGCAGCCAAUCAAUAGAAUUAUGCAAAACAAUAUAUAAAGCACACCAGAAGGCUUAUAUAAUUCUCAUCUGUUCUUAUUUCAACAUAAGUGCAUGUUUCAAAUCACGGCUUACAACCAUGUUUGUGUUACUGGAGCAGAAUAUGGCGAGCAGAGAGUUUAGGCAGCUCGGGGGUUAUCAGCUAUUGCUUUCAAGCAUUUCUCCAGAACGGUUUACACACCCUUUACAUGUGGUAGAGAUAGUUUACAAAAGUGUAACAGUCCCAUCGAGACACAUGAUGGGACUCCUGUAACAUAUCUUUGUCAUACAAUGACUCUUCCCUUGGAGUACAGGUCAGCUCCACAGUCGAGGGCAGUUGGGUGUAUGAAGAACCUGAAUGUUUGAAUAGACCUCCUUUCCAGGGUUUACUUGUCCAUUUGUGGUUUGCAGGACAUAUAUUUAUCUAGUAUUUAUGCGUGUUAAUCAUUGUUAGAAGGGCCAGGAAGUUUUAGAUGUUUGUUUGCUUUGUUGUGAAACAUGCUAUCCCAUCCUCAUGGUUUUGUGAGUGUAAUCACACGAAGUGAUGUCUGCCUGCUGCCAUGGAGUGGGUCAUACACAGGUGUUCAGACCUAUUUUCACAAACCCUUUCGUCAAGUUUCAACGUAUGUUUUAGCAAAGACCUUUUGUUAAAAAUCCAACACUUAUUUCUGGAAAGUGUAAAGGUUUUGCACAUCUCAGGGUAAUUCUUUGGAAAAUAACUCCAUUGUUCAGAAAUGCUGAAAUUUCAACAUUAUACUUUCAUAUUUGUCAGUGUAUUUUGCCUCUUGCUAUCAGAUUUGUAUUAAGAAAUAAGAACCAUUGUUCUAACUGAUACUUACUAAUGAAAAUCCAGUUAUAGUUUAACCUGAUGAUCAAACAAAACGUUAUGAGGAUUGAAACAUAUCAAAGUUUACACUUCGAGCCAUGUUUCCAUAUUUUUCUUCCAGUGAAAGGGGCAUUGUAUUGUGAAAGUGCAAUCAUAUUUGCAAAUCUGGUUCAGUUGUAUUUUGCAAAAUAAAUAUGUGGAAAAAAUAUGAA
Haliotis rubra (blacklip abalone) is the source of this 3865-nucleotide messenger RNA. RefSeq names its product F-box only protein 28-like. Gene Ontology annotation, molecular function: protein binding. Gene Ontology annotation, biological process: protein polyubiquitination. NCBI's taxonomy places the organism in Eukaryota, Metazoa, Mollusca, Gastropoda, Lepetellida, Haliotidae. The record is from RefSeq and is a predicted model, not a curated record. The transcript is spliced from 4 exons. The coding region runs from base 9 to 1115 and encodes 368 amino acids.